UAAAGAACAUAAAAGUAUAUGUAUAUAUACCGACGAACAGCAUGGAGUGUCGCACGCACCCAUCCUUCUUCCUCUCUCUCAUCUGUAACUCUAUCUCCUCUCUCUCCCCUUUCUCUCUCUCUCUCACUAGAAUUAACGGAUCGAACUCUUAUACUGCAGCUAGCUAGCCAGCAUGAUCUCCAACAUGCUGUGCUUUAAAUUCGUGGCCUGUGGCCUCUUGGUGCUGCUGUAUUCCCUUGGAUUCAAGUCCUGCAGCAGCAGCAGCAGCCAUGGUCACGGGCCAAGAAGCUACCCGGUGAUUGGCUGCCUGCUGGCCUUCUACGAGAACCGGCGGCGGCUCCUGGACUGGUACACGGAGAUGCUGGCGGCCUCGCCGACGCAGACGAUCGUGGUGGACCGUCUGGGCGCGCGGCGCACAGUGGUGACGGCGAACCCGGCCAACGUGGAGCACAUCCUCAAGGGCAACUUCGGCAACUACCCCAAGGGGAAGCCCUUCACGGACGUGCUGGGCGACCUGCUGGGCAAGGGCAUCUUCAACGUGGACGGCGAGCUGUGGCACGCCCAGCGCAAGCUGGUGAGCCACGAGUUCUCGGCGCGCACGCUCCGGGAGCUGGAGAUGGCCGUCCUCGAGGCCGAGGCGCUCGACCGCCUCCUGCCAGCGCUGGACGCGGCCGCCGACCACCCGGCCGGACCGGGAGGCGCCGCCGUGGUCGACAUGCAGGAUGUCCUCCGGCGCUUCGCGUUCGACGUGAUAUCCCGCGUGUCCCUCGGCGUUGACCCCGGGUGCCUCGACCCGGCAUUGCCUACGGCGCCGAGGCUGGCGUCGGCAUUCGACACGGCCGCGGGGAUCAUCGCCAGGCGCGGCGCGGCGCCCGUGGCCGCCGUGUGGAAGAUCAAGCGCGCGCUGGCGCUCGGGUCCGAGCGGCGGCUAAGGGACGAGGUGAAGGUGAUCCACGAGGCCGUCAUGGACCUCAUCCGGAGCCGGAAGAAGGAGCGGUUCCUGGUCAACGACGACAAUGGCGGGGCGACGAGGAACGACCUGCUGUCGCGGAUGAUCGAGUGCGGGUACGCCGACGAGGAGAUCCGGGACAUGGUAAUCAGCUUCAUCAUGGCCGGCCGCGACACCACCUCCUCCGCGCUCACCUGGUUCUUCUGGCUCCUCACCCGCCACCGCGCCGUCGAGCGCGACGUCCUGGACGAGAUCUCCGCCAUGGCUCUUCAACACGCGGGCGACAGCAGCGAAGGGGGAGAAGGGUUCGAUCUCGAGGACUUCCGGAAGAUGCGGGUGCUCCACGCGGCGCUGAGCGAGACGAUGCGGCUGUACCCGCCGGUGGCGUGGGACUCGAAGCACGCGGCGGCGGGGGACGUGCUGCCGGACGGGACGCGCGUGGGCCGGGGAGACCGGGUCACAUACUUCCAGUACGGCAUGGGCCGGAUGGAGUCCAUCUGGGGCCCCAACGCGGCCCACUUCAGCCUCGACCGGUGGCUGGCCCCCUCAAGUACGUCGUCCUCCGUGGACGCGUCCGGCGGCGUGUCCCCCUUCAGGUACCCGGUGUUCCAGGGCGGGCCGCGGACGUGCCUCGGCAGGGAGAUGGCCUUCGCGCAGAUGAAGUUCGUGGCCUGCGCCGUGCUCCGGCGCUUCGAGCUCCGCCCCGUUGACGAAGGCCGGACGCCCGCCUUCCUCCCGCUGCUCACGGCGCACAUGGACGGAGGGCUCAAGGUAACGGUCAGACGCAGGGUAGAAAAAAAACAACAUUAGCAGCUAGCUCCUGUAAACAAAUAUAUUCUCUUGUUCUUCUUUUUACUGUACAUGCACCUUGAAAUUGUAUCAUAGUACAAUAAUGGUCACAUGAACAGAGAGAGAACUGCUUCAAUUGCCUCGUGAUAAAAAUUAAAUUUCAGUGAUUUU
This is a messenger RNA of Brachypodium distachyon (stiff brome), 1909 nucleotides long. RefSeq names its product cytochrome P450 94B3. Bases 173 to 1759 code for a protein of 528 amino acids. Lineage: Eukaryota; Viridiplantae; Streptophyta; Magnoliopsida; Poales; Poaceae. The transcript has a single exon. Gene Ontology annotation, molecular function: iron ion binding; monooxygenase activity; heme binding. The record is from RefSeq and is a predicted model, not a curated record.